AUGGCACUGGACAUUACGACCUUCUACAAUGUUAUCAACAACGAGCUCACCUCCACCGCUCAAACCCGCCAUGGCAUCAACCCGGCCAACCGCCAGCCCAACCCGGAGGUCCCUGUAUCAACCGCAGAGGAUUUAGAUCGCGCCGUCAAGGCCGCCCGCCAGGCCUUCCGCAAGUGGUCGCGGACCUCGUUCGACGAGCGCCGCGCGGCCCUGAACGCCUUUGCCGACGCCAUCGAGGCCAACGCCGAGCCUCUGGCCGCACUCUUGACGCAGGAGCAAGGAAAGCCGCUCAGCCAGGCGGCCCAGGAGGUCGGCAUGGCCGUGCAGUGGACGCGCUCGCUGCCGACGCUCCAGAUCCCCGAGACCGUCCUCGAGGAUACCGAGGAGCGCAAGGUCAUCCAGCGGUACACGGCCAUGGGCGUCUGCGGCGCCAUUGUGCCCUGGAACUUCCCCGUCUUGCUGGCCAUCGGCAAGAUCGUGCCCGCCGUGUACACGGGCAACACGGUCAUCGUCAAGCCUUCGCCGUACACCCCGUACUGCGAUCUGAAGCUCGCCGAGCUGGCGACGCGCUGCUUCCCCCCGGGCGUCGUGCAGGCGCUCAGCGGCGGCGACGACCUCGGCCCCAUGAUCACUGAGCACCCGGGCAUCGACAAGAUCAGCUUUACGGGUUCUUCUGUGACGGGUCGCCGCGUGAUGGCCAGCUGCGCAAAGACCCUGAAGCGGGUGACGCUCGAGCUGGGCGGCAACGACCCGUGCAUCAUCUGCGACGAUGUCGACAUUGACGCCGUAAUCCCCAAGGUGGGCCCCGACUACAAACUACCCACUCAGGGCCGGCUGUACGUGCACGAGAAGAUCUACGACGCGUUCCGCGAGAAGCUGGUCGCGUUCGUGCAGGCGCUGAAGAUGGGCGAGGGCACCGAGCCGGACGUCUUCUUCGGCCCCAUCCAGAACGGCAUGCAGUUCGACAAGGCCAAGAACCUGUUCGCCAGUCUGUCGGCUGAGGGUCUCACGCCCGUGCUGGGCGGCGCCAUCCCCGAGUCGAAGGGGUACUUUGUGCCGCCCACCAUCAUCGACAACCCGCCCGACACGGCGCGCGUCGUGCAGGAGGAGCCGUUUGCGCCGAUCUUGCCGAUCAUGAAGUGGUCGGACGAGGAGGAGGUGUUGGCCCGCGCGAAUGACACGGAUAUGGGGCUCGGCGCGUCCGUCUGGAGUAAGGAUAUGGAGCGGGCGCAGCGCAUGGCGGACCAGCUCGAGGCGGGUAGUGUCUGGGUCAACUCGCACUUUGAUGUCGCGUGGAAUACGCCGUUUGGGGGGCACAAGUGCAGUGGAAUUGGCACGGAAUGGGGGGUGAAUGGGUUGACGCAGUGGUGCAAUUCGCAGACUCUGUAUCUGAAGAAGAAUCCUUGA
Aspergillus terreus NIH2624 is the source of this 1407-nucleotide messenger RNA. RefSeq names its product aldehyde dehydrogenase family protein. Lineage: Eukaryota; Fungi; Ascomycota; Eurotiomycetes; Eurotiales; Aspergillaceae. The record is from RefSeq and is a predicted model, not a curated record. The transcript has 3 exons. Bases 1 to 1407 code for a protein of 468 amino acids. Gene Ontology annotation, molecular function: aldehyde dehydrogenase (NAD+) activity.